AUGAAUUCGAGGCUUAUCCUCUUCCUCGCAUGUCUCCUGUGCUGUUCUCUUGUUGCGGCUAGUGGCCAUCAGUGGCUUCCCGUGGAAGAAAUUAUUGAUGCUGAGCCAGACCACAUAUGUGGUCUGCAUCCAGUGGAUAUCCUGAUGUCCAGCCUUUUGCGAAACGCUCCCACCAAUGACUCCUCAGGCAUUCUCAUGCUCAGCAAUGCCAUCACAUCAUUGUACCGCACCCAACCGAAUUUUUAUGCAUUUCUGAUGCGAUGUACAACGGCUUGGAAUCGGUGUCAGCGAGCCAAACCUUACGGCAACGAAAGGAGAGGAGCCGUGACACACGAGGAGCAGCCUUGGCAACUCGUAUGUAAUGCCGGUUUAGCCCUAUCAAGCUCAGAUCUGGUUACGAAUUCGUCCUGA
Molecule: messenger RNA, 411 nt
Organism: Hydatigera taeniaeformis
Lineage: Eukaryota; Metazoa; Platyhelminthes; Cestoda; Cyclophyllidea; Taeniidae
Source: the annotation of a GenBank genome assembly